AUGAGGAAAUAUUAUUUUUUCUGCUUAUGCAAAGCCCCUCUCGAUAUAACUGAUUUUGAAAAGUCUACAGGCAUAGUUAAUUUCAAUUUAAUAAAAAAGUUCUAUGGAAAUAUUUACUUUAAUGAUUAAUCUUCAAAUUUUAUUAUAUACUAAGUUUUUAAAAAUGAAUUAAGUAAACAAGUUGAGGAUUAUUAUGGUUAAGAUUAGAAUUCACUAAAUUAAUGUGAAAAUUAUAGUAAAAAUUGGCAUUAUGAUGAGAAUUACGAGGAUUUGAAUAGUGGAUAUUUUUAUGGUAAGAGAUGUGGGUAUGGUUGUGAGGUUACAAUUGAAAUUUCACAAAAAUAAUAUUAUUUAUAUAUAGGGGAAUUCUUUAAUAAUAAAUAUCAUGGUAAAGGAACUUUGAAGUAACUUCCUAUGGAGAAUGAUGUUAAUGAUCAAAUAAUUUAAACUGAUUCAUUUUUUGCAGGAGAAAAAGAAAAAGAAAUAUUUUAUUUUUUACAACCUCAUAAUCCGAAACCAAAUGCACCUAAAGUAAUAAAAGAAUAUCAAAACUUUGGAAAAGGCAAUUAUCAUGGAGAAGUGAACGCCUAGAAUUAAAAACAUGGAUGGGGUGUAUUUGAAUUCGAUAAUAGAAAUAAAUACAAAGGAUAAUGGAAAGACGAUAAAAUGCAUGGAACUGGACAUUUUACUUGGGCAAAUGGAGAAGAAUACUUAGGUGAAUACUACAAUGAUAAGAAACAUGGAUUUGGUCGAUAUAUAUAUUAAAAUAAAAAAGAAUAUCUCGGAUAGUUUUAUGAAGGUAGAUAACAUGGGAUGGCAUUAAUGAAAAAUAGCGAUAGUUUUAAUUUAUAAACUUAUUGGAAUAAUGGAUAAUAUUUGAUAUGA
This is a messenger RNA of Paramecium tetraurelia, 885 nucleotides long. RefSeq lists its product as uncharacterized. The record is from RefSeq and is a predicted model, not a curated record. Lineage: Eukaryota; Ciliophora; Oligohymenophorea; Peniculida; Parameciidae. The transcript has a single exon.